AUGCCUGGAUGGCACCAACAGGGACAGAGGCCUCUGGAUGUCAUCGGCUCGGCCAACCAGAGGAACGGAGCCUACCGGAAGCUGCUGAAGCCUCACUCUGCUCGGUGGGGGGGCGGGGCGGGUGGGCAACUUGGAGAUCAACGCAGCCGAUGGUUCCCCUCUGAGGACCUGGAAAUCAAACCAGACCCGGCCACGGCCCACCGGAGGGUCUCCCAGCAGCCCUUGGGGGAGAAGACCUCAGCAGCCGUCGAGGUGAUGGGUAACAAGAGCACCAGUCCGCCCAGACGUCCUGAAGCUGGGGUCGCUCAGGAACAGGAAGUGGCGUCUGCUGACAGCAGCACAGACCAACCUCAGGGUCCCGGUCCGGAGCUGCUGGCCUCCCUGCAGACCCUCGGAGAACACAGUGACUGCACUCUGCUGCCGCGCUCCCUGCACCAGAUUGCAGAGGCCUACAGUCAGAGAGGGGAUUACCGCUGGGCCGUUCAGUUCCUCCAGCUGGAGAAACUCUACCAUGAGAGGCUGCUGGCCAACCUGGCCGCCCUGCAGGAGAGCUGGGAGAGCCGGUGCAGGAGCCAGACGGAGGCCGAGGGCAGUUUUCCUGUUGACUCAGACGGCAUCAGCCGGAAACACAUGGAGACGUUGAGCUACAUCUGCAAGACACACCACAGGCCCCCCGGCGGCGAGGAGCAGGAGCUGAGAGCGGCCCUGAGAGAGAGUCUGGGUCGGCCUUCGUCUCCCGCCGACGGUAAACACGCCGAGGAGCUGGACAGUGCUCCCUGCCGUAAGGAGGAAACACAAAUGAUGAGCCCAGAAUGUGAGCUUCCCUCCCGAACGAGCUGCCCGGAGGAGGAGGAUGGAGGGGAGGAAGAGGAGGAGGAGGAGGAGGAGCAGGAGCAGGAGCAGGAGCAGGAGCAGGAGCAGUGUGAGGAGACACCGGAGGAGGAGGUGAGGCUGGAGUGGCCGACGGGGGUCCCUCAGGCCUCAGACCAGGACCUGGCCAAGCUGUCCCACAAGGACGGGGACGGGCUGGUGUCCAUCCUGAAGAGGCGGCGAGCGUCCCUGGAUGGCCUGCCCCCCAGCAACAGCCCCGCCCAGCAGAGCUCCAGACGGAGGGUCCGCUUCAGCGAGCCGGAGGACGGCGCCGAGCCAGACGAGGUGGCCGGGGACUCCUGCCUGGUCCUGCUGCUGCUGUGUCUGGUCACUGUGGUGAUCAGCAUCGGCGGCACGGCGCUCUACUGCACCCUGGUGGACACCUACUCCAACAUCUGCUCCGACUUCUCCAGCAACGUGGACUUCUACGCCAGCAGCGUGCGGCGCCUCUUCUGGCUGCCCCGCCGCACCUAGGACGCCGUGCCGGGCGCCUCUUGGGCAGCCUGGGGCCCUGGCUCCCCCACCCCCCCCCCCCACACCUCUAGGGCGGGUAGGAGGCCGGGUCUCGGACUGGUCGCUCGGAGCAGCGAGUGGACCUCCAUCACGGAGGAAGAGCGGGAUGACGUCGACGCGCUGCAGAGAGAAACUGUUCACUGUUGCCACGACGACUCCCGGCUGGGAUGAAAACAGAUCUGACCUUUUAUUCUCCCUAAGAUUUUAACUUUGUAGCUGUGGAUAUGUUUAUUUGUCAGUUUCAGAGACUCCUUCUGCAAAGGUGUCAUAAAAAUAUAUAAUUAUAAUAUAACAAUGGUUUAUUUGUAGCUUCAUCUUACCGUCGGUAAACAUCUAUUUCUAGCCAAUGAGUUUUCAUGUCAUGUAAACUUCAAAGGGGACUAUUCAUAC
Cololabis saira (Pacific saury) is the source of this 1773-nucleotide messenger RNA. RefSeq names its product consortin, connexin sorting protein b (gene cnstb). Lineage: Eukaryota; Metazoa; Chordata; Actinopteri; Beloniformes; Belonidae. Gene Ontology annotation, molecular function: connexin binding. Bases 1 to 1344 code for a protein of 447 amino acids. The transcript has 11 exons. Gene Ontology annotation, cellular component: trans-Golgi network; transport vesicle; plasma membrane. The record is from RefSeq and is a predicted model, not a curated record. Gene Ontology annotation, biological process: positive regulation of Golgi to plasma membrane protein transport.